Amoebophrya sp. A25 is the source of this 2116-nucleotide messenger RNA. NCBI's taxonomy places the organism in Eukaryota, Dinophyceae, Syndiniales, Amoebophryaceae. The record is from the annotation of a GenBank genome assembly.
GGCGGAGACCCCAGAACUGACAGCUUGGUGAUUGAUUCAUUACCUAAUCGGCACAGUAAUCUUAAAUUGAGAAGAAAAACUGUUUGCAAUUAGAAGAGUCUUUAUGUUGUUUUCUACGAAAGCAAAAAAGAGCUCCCCUCCCAUGAAAGCACGGUAUCAUGAUAACUAGUACAACGAGUUGAGUCUACAACUAAGAAAGCCCAAGAAACUGCAAGGAGAAGGUGAGAACAACAAAAUGAGAAACUUGCUCUCUGGUAUCGCCUUGUGGACGCGGUCUCAGGAUUUCCGACCCGAAUUUUUUCAUCGUCAGGAUGAAAGUGCAGACGAGCGGUUUUACAGCCAAGAACGCAUAGUAGAGCAUAUCGACAAACCCGCUAUAGCCGCGACUGUAACGUACUACCGGCAGAGCAUUCUCGAUAUCGCCUUGGGAAAUAUACUUUCAGGACGAGCAGAGAAUACUGGAGAUACCAAAAUCUUUCGGAUAUUAGACCUUUGCUCGUCAUGGAUUUCGCAUCUGCCAACAGAUCUUGAAAAAGUUAUGAAUGGAGUUCUUCCUGGGAGGACGAGGUGCGUUGUCGAGCGAGUUUCCAUUGCACUUCGAAGUUUAAAGCUAACAUGUUGGCGAGGUCUUUAGCGACGAAAAGGAAGUAGUUCUCGUGACGGAAACGCUAUGCUGAAGUAUCUAUAAGUAGGUUCCGUAGUCCAUCUUGACAAAAGUCUCGAGUUCCGCCAAAAGCGCGCGGGCGGAACCAGGUCAGGUCUAAGAUUCAGGGAAUCGCACUCGAGGUUACCGGACUGGGGAUGAACCAAAAGGAACUGGACUUGAAUCAGGUGCUUGAUCGCAGAGUUCGGCAGAACUUAAACGUGAACCCAAUAUUACCAUUAUGGCUUUCUUCUUACUGAGUUCAUUACAUUGUUUGGGUACAAAGAUAUACUCCUUAUUUGGGUGCAGGUACUCAGGUACUAUAUUUUUAACGGAUGGACGAAGUCGUCAGCGUACAUAUUGCGUCAAGAUGAAAAAGCAUGUAGUGAUGCGCUAAACUCAUUCUAUGUUUGAAUUUGAAAAAGAAGUAGGGAAGUAUACUUCCUUGCACAACAGUACUAUGCAUUAUACACGGAUAUGAGGGACUUCCUCGAAGAGCUUUUCUAAUUAUGUUUCCUGCAGAAUCCUUUGACUUGGUGUUGAACUCAGUCUCUGUCGAUUACCUCACGCGGCCUUUAGAGGUGUUUCCGGAAAUCAAGCGCGUGCUUCGACCGGGCGGGCGUAGUGUGAACGUUUUUUCCAAUCGUUUUUUUCCGACCAAGGUGAUAGAUUUUUGGUUGCGCAGCGACGAUCUCAGCCAUUGCAAGCUCGCCGGGAGUUACUUCGCUGCAACUUCGGAAGCCACCAGUAGUAAUUAUGUCGAAGUGACUGAAAAGAUUACGAUUUAGAGUAUUCCCCCAGUGAGAAGUGAUACCAUCGUAGGGUAGUCGUGUAGUGGUAGUCAUUCUGAAUCUAUAAUGGGAGCGACUUCCUUCGAAAGCUUGUUAGCGCUACUAGUCGAGUUGGGAACGACAGACGGAAAUAUUUCUAUCUAAAUCUACGGCUCGAGCUGGACUGAUAUUGCUGCCUACGACAUAUCACCUAACCCAGGCCAAUCCGAUCCGCUUUUUGCAGUACAAGCGACGAAAGAUGUCUUGAAAAAACGCGAUGACGAGCUAUGACAACAGGAAAGAACAACAAAGCUGGUCGACUUAUGGUGAGCGGGCGGGGUUGAAGAUAACAUAUAGCAGAUCAUCAUGGACGAUAAAAUUUACUUUGAAAAACGUGAUUUCUCGCACUAGGUUACUUUUGCUUCACGCUCUAGAUCUAGGUUUCCGUGUACAACACUAGAACCCUGUUCUAACAAAAGCUGUGAGAAGUUUAUGCAGGCUCGUUCUUAGAUCCACAUCCAUCUGCUCAGAAGGUUCCACGUUAGGGAGGAUGAUUGAAGAUCUGAGUUUGAAACAAAAAAUGACACAUGAGAUCAGAUGUGGUAGGAUAUCUAAAGUUGCUUUUAGAAGAUCUUGUGAGAUGAAAUAGGAGUUCCGCUCUCCGAAGAUUGAUCUCAAAACGUGCAGUGAUGCCAGAUGAUAU